UUGAAAUACGGUCCAGCCCGCAUGAAACGAUUUUCUUUUUCAAAGAGAGACGCCAUUUUCGUUUUCCCUCUGUUGAUUCAAAUCCGUUUUUACUGCAAAAUCGUCUUCCCCAGCUUUAGUUUCCCGGGUAGUUGCAGACGCCAUUGAAGCUCUUCUAAGGCACAAAUGGAGGAUCACUCAGAGGACAAGAUGAAAGACCCUAACCCUAAAGAAGGGAUUGUGGUUUCAUUCUAUUCUAGUAGGUUCUGGGAAAGGCUCCAAAGUUAUCUUCCCUCUGCAAAUUCGAGGUUCAUCGUCAACCUUUCGAAGCUUUAUGUGAGAAACCCUUCUUCCAAAUUCAAGAGAGAAAAGCUUGGCCUCCCUCUUCCAUUGCUUUCUUCCUCUUUUGAAUCAUCGAAGGUUCUUACAGAAACAACUUGCAGAGUUAUUGAGCUUUUAGAUGACAUCUUGGUGCAAAUCCUAUCAAGUCUACAUGAUAUCCAAAAAAAUCUGCAAUUUUGGCAAUCACGUGCUGAGGGAUCAGAUGCACGCAAAGUUUAUUUUAUGGUAUUUGAAAGAGGACCUCUGGCUUUCAUUCGAGGAACAGUUCAGCUGCUUCGUGGAUAUGCCUCUGAGGGGUCUUCAAUGCAACAUCUUGUCCUCUCUGCUGCUGAACGAAUUUCUGAGAGGAUAGCUGUUUUAACAUGUCUUCAAAAUCACUUGGCCAUGUUUCUUGCUCAGGUUUACAUAGAGGUUGACAGGUUUGGGAUAGCCUUAACCAAGGAUUCUAAUGUCAAGUCAUUGCGUUCGUUCUUGAUUACCAUCAAUGCUCUUUUCAAGAGAUUGGAGCAGUCAUAUGACCUUCCCCAGAGUGACUACCCUAGCAGUCAUGUUGAUAGUAAUCGCAGUGCAAUUAUACUCCAAUUCGAGGAACUUCCAGAGGACCUUCAGGAGAAGUCUGAUUGGCAAGAUGUUGAAAUUAAGGAUACCGUCAAUGUGGUUUCAUCUAAUCUCAAAAGGCUUGAUUCUUACUUGUCUCUCCUUGUGACUAAAUACCGAAGGCCAAGGAAAGCUACUUUACAUUGGUUCCGUUAUACAUGUGGAGCUGUGGGUCUCUCUAUAUGUUCAGUUUGGAUUUUACGGCAUAGCAGUUUGAUGGGAAGCUCUGAUAUUGACAAUUGGAUUCGGGAAGCCAAGGAGUCGACAAUUGGAUUUUGGAAAGAUCACGUUGAGUCACCAAUUCUUUCUAUCAGGGAUGAACUUUUUGAAACAUUUAGGAAGCGCCACAAAGGGAUGAUGGAGCUUGAAGAAGUACAGUUAACUGCGACUUCUCUUCAUAGAAUGUUGUUGGCUUUCACUGAGCAAAUAAAAGGUUACAAACUUCCAGAGAAUUCAUCAGAUCAGGAGAUGCUGGAAAUAGUCAUGGCCAGGUAUGAGAAGGAACUCAUGCAUCCCAUCCAGAAUCUUAUGGGUGGAGAACUUGCUCGUUUGUUUCUGAUUCAGAUACAAAAGCUAAAACUGGAUAUUGAGACGGUAAUGCUUGAGCUAAACCAGAUCCUCAGGGCUAAUGAAAUCAACCUUGCCGUACUUGCUGCCUUGCCAGCAUUUUUUAUGUCUGUUGGGUUGGGCAUGUUAGUGCGGGCAUGGAUUAAGCAAGACAAAGGGGCAGAAGGGAGGGGAAAGGUCGCACGGAUUCAAAGGAGGCUUCUUCUUGUGGAUGCUGAGAAACAAAUUAUGCACUUCCAAAUUUGUAUGGAUCGAGGACAGGGAGGGGACUAUACACUUCCAGCUUUUUAUGGACAAGGACAGGAGGAGGGUGCUCUGCAGAGUUUUGGCUUGAUGCUUCUCACUCUUAAUCUCCUGUAUAAGGUAGUGGAAAGGCAUGCAAGGGAGACGGGCGAAUGGUCAAGUUUGAGGCAGGAUAUCAUUGACUUGGCAAAGCCUGGAUUGCAGACUGGUUAUAAGCUUACGAUCACGUCGCGCAUGGGACGGAUGUACGAUUCCCUACUUCCUUAUUCACGCCCUAAAUAAUUUUGGCAAUCUUUUUUUAUUAAAAGUGGGUUGCUCUUGAAACUAGUUACAUGUAAGGGCUAUCAGUAUUCAUCAUCUUGUUUUUUUCCUUUACUAUUAAUUUCUGAUUUUCCCCCCAAAAAAUAUUAGUUUCUGAUUGAUAAGCUCAAGAAUAGCAAUUUUUUUGGAGGAGCAUUGAAAACUCUCUCCUGAGUUAGAGAAUUUUUGGUGGUCCAUUGAUAAAGUCCGAAUUUUGGAGGGAAUUUGAAUACAGGUCUAUCUCUCUCACAUCAUUUUAACUUC
This is a messenger RNA of Amborella trichopoda, 2292 nucleotides long. RefSeq names its product dgd1 suppressor 1 (gene DGS1). Gene Ontology annotation, cellular component: mitochondrial outer membrane. NCBI's taxonomy places the organism in Eukaryota, Viridiplantae, Streptophyta, Magnoliopsida, Amborellales, Amborellaceae. The record is from RefSeq and is a predicted model, not a curated record.